Trifolium pratense (red clover) is the source of this 2954-nucleotide messenger RNA. RefSeq lists its product as uncharacterized. The record is from RefSeq and is a predicted model, not a curated record. NCBI's taxonomy places the organism in Eukaryota, Viridiplantae, Streptophyta, Magnoliopsida, Fabales, Fabaceae. The transcript is spliced from 3 exons. Bases 63 to 548 code for a protein of 161 amino acids.
UCCAUACCACGUUUCGUUUCUCUCUCAUAGAUAGUUCACUCACUGCUCACUCUCUCACACAAAUGGCGGCUCACUCUCUCACAUACAUGGCGGAAUCAGGUGAUGGUCAGAACGCCGGCGGCUCCGGUAUAUUUCCCCCCUCGACUUUACACAUUCAAGGAUCCAAGGUGCACACUGCCAUGUCUUUCUACGCAUCAGUCUUUGAUGCCAUUGACCUUGGUCAAACUCAUGAUCCAAGGGGAGUGCUCGCAAGAAAAUUCACCUUGCUGAAUGGAGCCAAAUCCAUUUACAUAGUUGCAGUGGAAGAGGACGCUGAUUCUUCAUGCAUCACUUAUGGAACUACUGCUGCUGGAAGCCAAGUGCAUUUGGCUGGGAAUCCUCACGGGAUGAUGGUUGCUGCCACCGAUGGUAUCCGUGGCAUUGCUGAAAAGGCCGAACAAAAUGGUGGAAAGGUAAAGUUUGGGAAAGUUCUCAAGAGCGCCGAGGAAAAGGUGUACACUGUGUUGACCGAUCCAAUCGGUUUCCUUUGGUGUAUCAACCCUCAGUGAUACUAUUGGAUUGGUUAACAUUGUCGCUGUUAAGGUGAGGGAAUCAACAAAGAAAGAAAGCUUCAUGACAGUCACGACUCGAGUGUAGCAUAUACACUGCAAGGCUCAACGAAGCCAUCAACAUUUAGUCAAACUCUGACCUGCUGGAUGAAGGCAUGGUGAUCCUAAUGCCAUGCAUUGAAAAAAAUGAUUGCCCAUGAUACUUCCGGAAAUUGCGUUAACACAACAGCGUAGGGGAUUCAGCUCAAAUUGCGUUAACACAACAGGUAAGGGGAUUCAGCUCCUCCUUUUUUUGUCUUUUCCUUUCUCUUUUGUUAAUUGCUACUAUCUCCCAUUUUUUUUAGAUGCAUUGAAUAACUUAUAUUUGCCUAAACCAAAAAAAAAAAACAACUUAUAUUUCGUCUAUAAUAUAGAUUCAAUAUAUCACUUUUUUUUUUGUCAAGAAUGUUUAAGUUAUUUAAUAAGUCUAAAAAGUGAAUUGUUAUAUUUAUAAAAAGAAUCGGAGGGAGGAUUUGUUUUUUCUUCUUUUGUUGGUCAAAACUUUGUUUGGCCAAAUAUAUCUAGAGGUUUUUACUCUUUAAGUUUUGCGUUUGUAACCGAUAAAUCUUGAAGUUUUUUAGGUGACAAGUCCAUUAAUUUUCUAAUUUAUUGCACUGUUGCCCUUCAAGUUAUUCUGUUACAAAAACGUUAAAGUAACUUAGUGAAGUGGUAGUGAACGUCGCGUUUUGGCUUCCAAAUAAUAAGGCGCAAUGUUCAAUACUAUCUCACUAAGUUAACAGUUAUGUCAGCGUUUUUAUAACGAAGGUUAAAGAGUAACGGUACAAUAAAUUAAAAACUUAAAAGGACCUACUAUUUGUUACCUAAAACUCUAAAGCACCUAUCUAUUACAAACACAAAACUUAAAGAAUACCUCGAUAUAUUUUGCCUUAUUUUUUUUUCUAUUGAAAUGUCAAAUAUCAAGCUCCAUGGUAUCGGAUAUUGGCAAAAGCUUUAUGGUAUUUUCUGUGAAUGAAACAACCAACAAUUUUUCUGAUGAAAACACAGAUUUAUUUCUUUUCCAUUAUUAUUAUUAUUAUUAUUAUUAUUAUUAUUAUUAUUAUUAUUAGUAUUAUUAUUAUUAUUAUCAUUUCCCCUAUGCAUUUUGGGUCAUUUUCUGAUACUCUUUUUUGUUUUAUCUGGUCUCCAUUUCGAUUCUCAUUUGGAUCUGCACUCAUUUGGUGAUUCAUGUCUGAGGUAAUAUUUUUUCCUUAAACCACUAUAGAUCUCUUUGUAGAAAAUACGGUGGUUUUAAUUUAUUUCUAAUGAAUAUCAAGUAUAAGUAACAAUAGUUUUUUUUUUAUAAAACAAUGGUUUGCGUAGUUUUAAAAUAAAUAAAUUUGAUAAACAAUACUCCCUCUAUUUCUUUUUUUUUGAUAUAUACUCCCUCUAUUUCUAAUUAUAGGAUACUUUUAUAAAUAAAAUCUUGCCCUUAAAUAUAAAGACUGCUUAGAUGUAUAUAUUACUCCCUUUUCAAAUAUAUUCUUUAUUAGUUAAUUAAUAUCACCAAUUUGCAUUAAAAUAUUAAAAAUCAUCAAUAAAGAUAUUUAAUACGGAGUACAAAGAUAAUUUAAUAAUAGUUAUACACAUUUCAGACAAGUUUAUUACUCCAACAACUUUUCUUAAUACCUACAAUUUUUGGUAAAGGUUCUUAUAAAAAAGUUCGGCAGAAUACAAUUCAAGACAACAAUUUGUUUAAAUUUUUUUUGGAAUAGUUACACAUAUUUUUCUAUUUAUAGGUUCGUAAUGAUAAGGACACAAAACAAUCUUUUAAGAUAUUGUACUGCCUUGUAUGUUUUUUAUUGGACAAAAUAUUAUUUUGAAAAAUUUAAAUAACUUGUAUUUAGAAUAAUAAGUUGUUUUUCUGUGAUUUUGUGGGACAAUAAUUUCAAUGUUUGUCAAAAAAAUGUAAUUUCAAUGUUUGUCCAGUUUUUUCACCCCAAUUUAUCUAUUGUUAAGAAUACUCCCUCUAAUUCUAAUUAUAAAAAAACAUUUAUUUUUUGGAUACAUUUAAAAUUUGAUGUAUCUAGAUAAUAAUAUAGAUUAAAUACAUCAAAAUUUCGAUGUAUCUAAAACUAAAUAGGCUGCAACUAGAGUUGUUAUGUCAAAUCACAUACUACUAUUUUUUAGCAAAUAAAAGCACUCAAGUUAGACUUGAAAAGAAUAGAUCUACUGCCGAUAAUUCAGCUAGAAAGUUGACAUUAUAAUGACCCUAUAGAGAUGCGCAUAGUUGCUCAUGAUGGAUCAUCUCUAAUUUUUUUUUUAAACAAUGGAUCAUCUCUAAUUGCUCCUUAAUCAUACAAAUCUCUUUCUUUUUUUUUAUUUUGUACACAUCACCCCUUUUAAGAUAACUUUAAAUACAAUCGUCUA